Messenger RNA from Aphanomyces astaci, 435 nucleotides. RefSeq lists its product as hypothetical. The transcript has 3 exons. The coding region runs from base 1 to 435 and encodes 144 amino acids. Lineage: Eukaryota; Oomycota; Saprolegniomycetes; Saprolegniales; Verrucalvaceae. The record is from RefSeq and is a predicted model, not a curated record.
AUGAUCUCACCUCUCCUAGCAGCGCGCUCGCUGACCCCAGCGCACACUGCCGCACCGGACUCAGUCACGGUGUUGCACCGCCCCCCUUUCGUCUCCCCAAGAGAGUCGCACUCUGUUAUCAUCGGUGAGGCUUCGUCAUCGCCCACGAUUGCAGGCUCAAACUUGGCAGCCACGUUUAUCGAAGAAACGUUCAACUUGAAUGUGGACCUCGUUUCGACCUCGACUGCGGGCGACACGGUUCUCGCCACUCCAUUGAAGUCCGAGACGUGGGAGUCCCUGCAGCCAAACCCCAAUUACGACCUCCUCAAGACCAAUGGCCGCUGCCUCGCGACCAAGUCGACGUCAUCGACGCCAUCAACGCCUUCUUCGCGGACCGCAAAGCGGUUGGUCACGUCCGCAAUAGCAUUUGACCUUACAGCAGCUUUGGUAUUCUGA